Molecule: messenger RNA, 4135 nt
Organism: Antechinus flavipes (yellow-footed antechinus)
Lineage: Eukaryota; Metazoa; Chordata; Mammalia; Dasyuromorphia; Dasyuridae
Gene: MRPL38
Product: mitochondrial ribosomal protein L38
Exons: 9
Coding region: 2228-3367 (379 amino acids)
Cellular component (GO): mitochondrial large ribosomal subunit
Source: RefSeq, a predicted model, not a curated record
AAAUCACUCAGACUUAAUUAGCUUUUUAAAAGGGGCAAACUUUAUUAAAAUAGUAUAGUAGAAAUAAUUUAUACAAAAUAUCCCUUCAAGAGUUUGUGACACAUAUUUCUAUUCAGUACAUUAAAGUCCACGGGAAAUGUAGCAAAAGGGUAAUUCUUGAUUCCUGGCAAUCUUUUUGUUGGAAUCCUUAAGAUAUUCCCCUUAAUAAUUAGUAUUUUGUUUUUUAAUCUGGUGGGUUUUGGUUUUUGUUUUUUCGGCUGACAUAUCUAACUGUGUCUAGUCUGUCAUAAGAGUCCCAGUACAGAUACUAUGGAGUGCAAUAGUUAUUGCUGUCCCUGGUUGAGAUGCUUUAAAAAAAUUUUUUUCAAAGUCCAAAUCUUCUGAUCUUCCAAACUUCACAGAGUAUUAUUCCAGCCAUUGAAGAAAUGAAGCAAAGCGUGAGGCUGAUACAAAUAUAUUCUUCUUCCCCCCAAAGCAGUUCCUUCUUGACUCAAAUAUCUCCUCUGCUGAGAUAUUUGAAUUUCAUGAGUUCUGAACUAGUUCCUGAUUAAGGCAUUAAGCAUGGCCAAAUGUAGUCAAUCUGAACACUUUUUAUGUAAAAGACUUUUCUUCACUUAGUCAAAAGUCUGUAAUUACUAUCUCUAGAAAAAUAUACUCACUUGGCUAUCUGGACUUAAUAUCUUCACACUUACAUUAAUGGGAAAGGGUGAUUUUCUUUUUUCACUCAAAACCCAUUUUCUAGCUCAAAUCCUUUAGCCUUACAUUUAGCAGCAGAAUAUUCUGGAAUGACAGAAAUUUCCAAAUGGAGAUAUAAUACAAAUUCUGUGCUGUGCCUCUAAUCAAAAAUAUUAAGCAAUUUGUUCAAGAGAUGGAAAUAAAUGUUUCAAUAGCACCCUGAAAACCUAUAGGCUAUAAUAAAGGUUUGACUUGGAAAAAAUGAACUGUUUGUGAAAGGUAUACUUAAUAUCCUAUACAAUAAAAGUGGUUAAUUAAAAUUAAUUUAAUGAAAUAUGUGAAUUUUUAAAAUGUCAAAAAUUUUGUAAAUUUAGUGCCAAAUCACAAAAAGAUAUAAUUACAGCAAAAGUCAUUAUAUAUUAAAGGGAUUUUUAAAGUUUUAAAUAAAUUAUCAAGGUUUAUUUUAUUAUUCAAAGUUUACCUUUGCUGCAAGUAAUUAACACACCAAUAUAGUCCUGUCCUAACAAUUCAUAACAUCUCACCUAUAUAUCCCUCGAUUCUUUUCUGACACUGCCAACACACUGGACUAUUCAAAGUGAAUUCUUCUUGUUCUUUCUUCUCUGUAGUUAUUCUGUCACUCCAGUCCACCCUCCACUCAGAAGUCAAACUGAGCUCCUAGGCAGCAGGUAUGACAGUAUCAUCCUCUCCCAUCCUCCAUUUAAUCAACUCUGUUACUCCACGAUCAAAACUAAAAUCUUGUUUGGAUUUUAAAGCUCUUCAUAACUUGACCCUGUCCUACUUUUGCAGUUUUCUUAUACCCAAUUUUCUUCCACAUACUUCAUGUAGAUACUUUCUUGCUCCUCCCAUCGCCUUCCUGGGGACAACUCUCCUGCCUAAUCAAUUUUAUGGAGUUCCCCAUAUACAGUAUUCUUUUCUACCACUUUGCCUCUACCUCCUGGCUUCUGACAAGACCCCCUACAAGAAGUCUUUCCUUCUGUUGAUGAUUCCCAAACCAUCUUGUACAUGGUUGUUCGCACUACCUUCAUAACUAGACUAUGAGCAUCCUAAGAAAAGGGAUUUUUUUUUUUUUGGGGGGGGGGGCGGCUUUCUCUGCAUCACCAGUGCUUGGCAUAGAGCCUAGCACUUAUAAAUGCUAGAUAAUCAGUUAGGACCUUGCCUGGCAUACGGAAAAUGCUUUAAUCAAUGCUUGUUGAUUUAACUGGACUGGACUUGGUUAUUUGAGGGAGGGGAGGGUACUAAGGAAACUAAGGGCACUGAAAAAUAAUUGGGUUGCGCAUAAGACUACCAUCACCGGAUUUGGGGGGGGAGGGGGAAGAGCAAAAGCAACCAAAGCUCGAGGCUGGGCCGGUCCUUGACAUCCGUGUCAAAGACCCGCCUCUUCCCCUUUAGUUCCGACGCCUGGGGCCCGCCCCGCUUCAUCUACAGGUGCGGGGGCGGGGCCAGGCAGGCGCGGGCCUCUCCGCUCAGGCAGCGCCAAGGGCCGCCUCUUCGGGGUCCUGGCGGCAACGCUAGAGCUACUACCCCCAGGAAAAUGGCGGCGCCCUCGUGGAGAAUUGCACUGUGCGGAAUGCGGAACGCCCGUAGCUUCGGCACCACGGCCGUUCUGAGUCGCCGGUCCGUCCCGCUGGGGCCCAUGCCCAAUGAGGACAUCGACAUGAGCGCGCCGGAGAAGCUGAAGAAGUAUGGCAGUUUUGACCGCUAUCAGCGCUGCGCCGAACGCGAGGCGAACGCCCCGCACUGGUGGAAGAGCUACCGCGACUACUUCCGGCAACCUUCAGAUCCCAUAUACAAAAUAGACAUUGGAUUUCCACCCAACAAGAUGGUGAAUAGGCAACAACAGAUCCUUGAAAGGAAGAAGAUCCUCCGGGAGAGCCGGGCUAAGAUGGAGAAGGCUGCCCACCUCCGCAAUGUCCUGAUCCCACUGGAGGAGGUGAAGGUUGACUGGGAAAAGACCGUGGGCCCUUACCAUAAGCAGCGCCUGGCUGAGUACUAUGGCCUCUACCAAGACCUGUUCCUUGGUGCUACAUUUGUGCCCUGGGUCCCCCUGCAUGUGGCUUACAGUCUGGGAGAAGAGCUGGUGAUGCCGGUGUUCCACGGGAAUGAGAUCACUCCAACUGAGGCCACUAACCCCCCACAGGUGACAUAUGAGGCAGAAAAGGGUUCAUUGUGGACCUUGCUGCUCACCAACCUGGAUGGACACUUGCAGGAGCAGGAUGCUGAAUACGUCCACUGGCUGGUGACGAACAUCCCAGGCAAUGAUGUGUCUGCAGGGCAAGAGAUGUGCCAUUACCUCCCACCCUUCCCCUCAAGAGGAACUGGUUUCCACCGUUUCGCAUUCCUCCUUUUCAAGCAGCAUGAGGCCAUUGACUUUUCUGAAGAUGCCCGUCCCACACCUUGUUACCGCCUUGCUAUGAGAACCUUCCGCACAUUUGAUUUCUAUAAGAAGCACCAGGAUUUCAUGACCCCAACUGGUCUGGCCUUCUUCCAGUGCCGCUGGGAUGACUCUGUCACCCACGUCUAUCACCACCUGCUCAACAUGCGGGAGCCUGUGUUCGAAUUUGUGCGCCCACCCCCAUACCAUCCCCCACAGAAGAAGUUCCCUCAUCUACAACCACUUCGAUAUUUGGAUCGAUACCGAGAUGAAAGUGAACCCACCUAUGGCAUCUACUGAAGGACUGAGGCACUGUGGUGUACAGGGUACUUGAAAAGGACGAGAUUACCCCUUAGAGCCACCUUAGCCUUCUAAAUUUUUCAAGGAAAAUAUGUAGUAGGUUAGAGGCCAUUGGUUCCUGGGGAUCUCUUCCAUGAGGCUGUGAUUCUGUCUGUGGCUUCCUUGUAUGUGCAGUGGUUUGGGAGUGAGAAGGAAGUGUGAGGUGUUAAAGUCAAAGAGUGUGAAUCAAAAUCAGAUCAUUUUGAAUAUGCAAUAUGAUACAGUGGAUAGCUGAUCCUAAAGUUGGGACAGCCUGAGUUCAAAUCCAGUACUAGAUGUGUGACACUUGCCUUUCAGUAUUCCAGGGAAUACUCUUGUCUCUCUCUUCCCCUGCCUCACCCAGUAUAUUAUUAUUUAUUUCAUUAAAUAUAUUACAUAUAAAAAAAUUUUAAGGGGCAACAAGUUGACAUAGUGGAUAGAGCACUGUCCUUGGAGUCAAGAGGACCUGAGUUCAACUAUGGUCUCAGACAAUUGACACUUACUAGUUGUAUGACCCUGAGCAAGUCACUUAACCCCUAUUGUCUCACAAAAAAGAAAAAAAAGUUAACCUUUUUUAAAAUUUUGAAUUCCAAAUAUUCUUCCUCCUUAACUUGAGGAGGCAAGCAAUUUGACAUAGACUAUACAUGUGAGGCCAUGCAAAACAUAUUUCUAUGUUAGCCAUGUUGCUAAAGAAGCCACAGAACCAAACCCCAAGAAUAAUAAAGUAAAAAAUAUAUGCUUUGAUCUGCA